AUGCUUCAUUGUGUGAUCAUUUUAUUGCAUUUAAGAAUUGCUCAGAAAUUUGCCUUUGGUUUAACAUCCUCAUCACUUUUGUUCUAUCAAAUUUCAAUAUUGAGCGCGCUUUUCAAUUUACUAUUAAUUGUUUGGAGAGUUUCGUCUGAAAAUGAUAAAUUUAUUUUCUUUACUUUUUUUAUUUCUUGUCAAGUAACAUUUUGAUAUAUUUUAGUUAUUAUGGCAUGUUGUUGAGUCCAUACUCAAGAGAAAAAUACAAAAUAUCAUCUAAGAAUUUUGCAUUGGGUCCAAUAACUGUUAUUUAGUUUAAUCUAUUGAAUAUUUCAUUUGCGAAUAGUCACACAGCAUUGAACUCUUAAUACAAUUACUGAUACAUAAGAACAAUUGCCUUGAUGUUUUAUGCCCUUGCAAAGAGUGUUAAAUCUUAGAUAUUGACAGAAUUACUUUGUUAAAAGCUUCAAGAAAACAAAAAACUCAAAAGAAGUUUAUAUUAAAAAAAUGGAUUUUGCAUCUUUUUAAAAAUCAAUUUCGAGGGAAACAGAUAAAAAAUUACAAUAGAAAACAAUAUGAUUUAAUAAUUCUCAAUUAUUUGUCAUUUCAAAGAUUUUACCUUGAAAAUCAUGUUUUGACUUGCAAAACUAUUUAUUAGUGUAUUGAAAUUAAAAAACAAAUUCAAAAAAAGGAAAAGAGGUUUGAUGUAACAAAUACCAUUUUAUAUUUGAUAUGGUAAAAAUGCAGAGUAAAAUUGAUGAGUUAAUCGUUGAAACAAAUUAAAAUAAGCCAAUAAGAAUACUUCAUUAUUACUGAUAUCAAUAUUCUGUAUACAUUAGGAGAUUCAAUAAUAUAAAGUUUAUAGCAAGUCCUUCUUAGUCAAAAAAAGUUAUGGUAAGACUACCAAAAAAAUUAACUGAUUAAUUUUGAUCAUUUAUUAAAUGCUGUUGAGAAGGUGUAGAAAUUGAAAAAAGUAUCUCAAAUUUAAUUUGAAGAAUAUUAACAUUAUAGGAAUUAGACUAAAGAAACAAUCUACUCAUUAAAAAUUAAAUUAUUGUAUUAUUUAAUAAUUUACCAAGAUCUUAAAUUAACUUUAAAAAUUUAAUAGCAACUAAACGAACUUGAAUAAGCAUAUCAAUACGAUAUUAAUUUCAACAACUUUAAUGAUUUAUCAUUUCUCACAGGCUAAGCACUCUCAAUUAUUUCUAACAUUAGUCCAGAACACUAAGGCAGAUUAGAGUAAAAAGUAACUGCUGAAUUUAAAUAGUUUUUUGGAUUCAAUGAAGAUGAUGGAUAACCAUUUACUCAUAUAAAAGAUUUAAUGCCAAACAAAUUAGGUAAUGUGCAUUCUGGAUUGGUUGAAAAUUUCUUUUUUAAAGGACAAAGUGAAAGGAUAAAUAAUUCCUCCCUUGCAUUUAUUCUAAAUAACAAAAACCUGAUUGAAUAAGUUAAGUUGUGUUUAAGUUAUUUUUUUCCAGUAAAUCUAAGAGAAUUGUCAUUCUACAUGAUUGCACACAUUCAAAAGACUUCGAAAAUUUAAUAAAAUUAGCAAGAUUAAAAUUUAAAAGGACAUUUGCUUUUGGAUAAAGAGUUUAAUAUAUUUGGAAUGACAUAGAAUAUUUAUCAAAAACUAAAUUACAAGUAUUAUUACAAAAAGAAUCAAGAUGUUGAAUUAAUUAGUCCUGAAGAAAUUUAUAAUAACUGUAGUAUAUUUAGUAUUAUUCCCUAAUUAUAAUCAAAUUUGUAGAAUUACUAUGAAAAGAUGCAAGGCGGGUUUUUGAGAGAAAAUGAAGUAAUUUUUGUUAAAGAAAAAGGGCUUAUGAAAAUCAAUAUCUAACCCAAUAAAUAAUAAGUGUCAGAAUAAAAGCCAGAUCUUAAACGAAUGUCAUUAACUAAACUUACAAAUAAAAAAUUACUUCUCCACGUGAUUGAAUAGACAAUGAUGGCGUAAAAUUCAUAAGCAGAUUAGAAUACAAAAUACUACCCCAUAGAAUUUACUGUGACCUAAAGGAUUCUGCAUCCUUAUAGCAGUGAGUAAAAUUUAGAAUCUUUUUUAUAUUAUUUGAUUGAAAUAGAAUUCUUGGAGGAUUUCAAUGUAUAAGUAGAAUAAAACAUAAAAAGUAAAUAGUUUUUAAAACAGCAACAAGUUACAUCUAAAAAUAUUGAAUUUUAAAGAGGAUCUACAAUAUUGUAAUAUUAAUUUGACAGUGUUAAUCUUAUAGCUAGUGAUAAAAUGAUAUCCCAUAAUGGAGAAGAUUAAUAGAUGAUUUAAGAGCCUCCCCUGAAUAACAAUAGAAGAAAAUCCUAAAUGAAAUUUAUAGAAUUUCAGCAUCAUCUCCAAGAGAUUUAAAGUUAAAAUUCUUCUAUUAUUAAUAUUCCAAAUCGAAUUCAUAAAUUUUUUGAAUUUCUUUAGGAUAAUCGCUAUCCUUCAGUAUUUAUAGCCACUUAUGGAAUAGUCUCAAUUCACCUAUUGAUGACAAUCGUUAUAAUAGCAUUAAUCUGUGCGGUUUAUUUUUUAAAAAAAGUCAUUUAAUCGAAUUGCAUAAUCAAUAGUACAGAAGAUGUGAAUUAUUUUAAUGGUUACAGUUCGGUAUUGUCCGGAUCUAGACAUAUGAUAUUUAAUACUAACUUUUAGAGUCUUUUAGAUCCUAUCAAUAUGAAAGUUGAUAAUGGAAUCAUUAAUAUUACAAGUAAAGAUAGAAUGAAUAUAUCAUGGGAUCUGCUAGUUCAAGGCUCUCAAGGAGUUAUAGGAAAAUUUUAAAAUUAUUCAAAAAUUCUAUAAACGUAUGAAGAUGUGCCUGUGAAUUUAUAUUACCCUGAUUUUUCUCACUAACAAGUAUUGAGCCAAACAGUAAGAAACUUUGCAACUCAUUACACAACUUUAUAUUAAGAGUUGUAUAUGACAUUUUAGAAUGAUAUAUCCUUAAACACGUAUUUAUUGAAUAAUAAUGAAAGCAAUACAGGGUAUUUAAAAUAUUAAAUUUUAGAUUAAGAAGCAGAUAUUUUUUAUAUUUUAAUUAUCAGGGCAUCAUAUCUUUAGUAAAUCAAUCUCUAUAUGAUUGCAAUGAUUACAAUCAUAAAAUAAAUGGAUAAUUCGAUCAAUUAGUUUCAAUUAUUUUUGUAUUGAUAUAUUGUAUAGCGUUGCUGUUUGGAAUGUUCCAUGGUUUAGCAAUUUUAAGAUUAAAAAAAGUAAUUCAAAUUUAUUUAAAUCAAUUUAUAACUAUAGAAUUCGAUGAUUGUGAAUUUAUCAUAGAUUCCUACGAAAGAUUGUAGGAUAGUAUCAAUCAAGAUAAUCUUUUAGUUAAACAAUAUCAUUUCGAUUAAAUUAAAUAAAUUCCUACUAACAUCCUGACAUUAAUACAAUUUUAAGAAACAAAUUAGAUGGCUGUUCUGAUGGAAAACAAUUUAAAUUAGAGUAAUAAAAAUAGAUCUGCGAUGGAAGCUAAAAAAAUGUUUCAUAAUUCGCCAACUCUCUCAAUUAGAAAAUAUAUAAUCGUGUACCUUUUAUUAGUAAUCUUAAAAAUCAGCUUCUCUGCUGUUUUCUAAAUUUAUUAUGAUUAUGUAGCUUCAGGAAUAGCUCCUGCGGCUACAAGAGAAAUUUAAGCUUAGCUUAUGAGAUUAAAUUUUAUAAUCACUAUAAAUAUGUGGGAUACUUAUUUGCUAUAGCAAUUUUACUCUUAAAAUAAUUAUUUUAAUUAUUCAAAUUAAAACAUAAAAAAUAAUUAAUAACUUUUUAGUUUAUUGGAAAUUGAUAAAACACUUUUACUCAAUCAAAUUAAACUUUUGUAAGCUUAUGAUUUAACUGAUUUGUUGUAUAGAAAUGCUUAAGAGUAAAACUAAAAUCUAUUAAUAUCAGAGUAGAAUAAAUAGAUCUUGAUUGGAAAAGAUGUUUGCCUGUUAAUUGGUUGUAAUAUGAGUUCGGAUUUAUUAAAGAAUAGGGUAUUCUCUGAUGUGUUCUUGGAUUAUUAUUAAAUUGGUCUCAUACAAUUAAUUAAAAACACUUUCUAGGUGAUCAUCGAGUAUGACUAUUUGAUAAGUGAUGAGUCCUUAACUCCUGAACAAAGGACUCAAGGGAUAUUUUAAAUGCACAAUUCUAAUAAUUAUCUUUUAUACAUUUUUUAUGGUCUUGAUGCUACGCAAUAUUAAAUUUCUUGGUUUUGUUAAUACUUUUUAAAUUUGACUAUCUCUACUUUAAAUAAAUUAACUGAGUCCAACAUCAUUUACAUUUUGAUCUUUGGUAUCCCUAUGUUACUUUUCACUCUUUAUAUAGAAAUUUAUGUAAUAUUGAGCUUUUCAUAAAAAUUUGAUUUAGGGAGAGAAAGCAUUAGAUAGAUUCCUCUGGAAACAUUAUUUUAGAAAGGAAUACCAAAAAAAUUAUGCUAUCUGAUGAGGAAAUAUAAAUGA
Molecule: messenger RNA, 4395 nt
Organism: Paramecium octaurelia
Lineage: Eukaryota; Ciliophora; Oligohymenophorea; Peniculida; Parameciidae
Source: the annotation of a GenBank genome assembly